Lactuca saligna is the source of this 106-nucleotide messenger RNA. The record is from the annotation of a GenBank genome assembly. NCBI's taxonomy places the organism in Eukaryota, Viridiplantae, Streptophyta, Magnoliopsida, Asterales, Asteraceae.
GUGACAUUUGGUGUGCUCUUCCACGAUGAUAGAUGUGCGAACAUAUUUGAAGCAUUGGUUGGGACAUUGAGAGCAGCGAAGAGACGUGAAUUAUUGACAUAUGAUG